Molecule: messenger RNA, 2230 nt
Organism: Vespula pensylvanica (western yellowjacket)
Lineage: Eukaryota; Metazoa; Arthropoda; Insecta; Hymenoptera; Vespidae
Gene: Start1
Product: steroidogenic acute regulatory protein-like
Exons: 11
Coding region: 171-1631 (486 amino acids)
Molecular function (GO): lipid binding
Source: RefSeq, a predicted model, not a curated record
GUGUUGGACUUUGCGAGAUCGGCAAAUUCGGAUCGAUCUUCGAAGAAAGAGACGUUUUACGAUGUGCGUGCAGGAAGCUUGCCGCGAUAAUUUUUCUCAACCGGAUAUAUGAGGGUCCGGUGUGAAACAAAAAAGGUCACCGUUGUCUAUUUCCGAGGAAUUGUCGCAGGAUGGAAGAAGAUGAUAGACAAAAUAUAAGGAGCGCGGUGGAGAACAUCUUAAGCGGUUCGAUUAAUUCCCAAAGAAGUUCAUACACGCAACAAAGUUUAACCAGAACGUCCGACAUUGUUCUUAGCGAGGAUCUAAUAGCUGGUGCGAGACAAGACGGCAGGAUGUCGAACGUUCGUCGUUUCUUUUGUCUCUUCGUAACCUUCGAUCUUCUUUUGACCGUGCUUAUGUGGCUAAUUUGUAGUAUGAUAGCCGGGGAAAAUCUGGAAACUGCUUUUAUUAAUCAGGUUGUACAUUAUCAUAUAAAGACGUCCCUCUUCGAUAUUGUGAUGGCAGCGAUAUGCAGGUUCACGGUGUUGUUACUAUUUUACGCAUUACUCUACUUAAAUCAUUGGAUCAUCGUAGCCUUAACGACUGCUACAACCUGUGCCUUCUUACUCGCCAAAGUUUUUCUUUUCGACUGGUUAGCUUGCAAACAGCCAGUUUUUCAAGUACUAUUGAUACUAACGUCUUUCAUUCUUUCGUGGGCGGAAGCUUGGUUCUUUGAUUUCCGUGUGAUACCUCAAGAAACUCAUGUUAUUAAUUGGAUUCAAAAUAUGUCGAACGCGGAAAGAGCGCCUCUCAUUCAAGCUGAUACCGCGGAUCCACGUCAAUAUAGUUCGAUCGAACCUUCGCGUACCUUUUACACGCCUAUGGAUUCUCCAGCUCACUCUGAUACGGAAGACGAAUUCGCUAGGAGGCAAGACGCCAUUAGAAGAAUAUCGAGGACAAAUGAAAUAUUUAUUCCUAAGUCGUUACCAAAAUUAACAGCCGAUAAGAUUGAGGAAUAUAAAAUGACGGCUGAAACGUUAUUAAAAAAUUGUUAUGAGUUAUUAAUGUCCAAAGAGUGGAAAUUAGAAACGACAACGUCAAAGGGUGAUGUCGUUUCAUAUAUGCAAACCAAUAAACCAGAAGGAAAAAUAAUGAAAAUUACAGGUAUAGUAGAUGCGCCUGCCAAUAUGUUAAUCAAUUGGUUAUUCGAUGGUGUCGAAGCAGCACCAUCAUGGAAUAAACUCGUAACUGAGUCGAUGAAAUUGCAGCAAAUCGACGAAAACACAGAUAUAAUUUAUCAAGCGACGAGUCCUCAAGGUGGUGGACUAAUCGGUGCACGAGAUUUUAUUAUUUUGAGAUAUCGUAACAAGUAUGGUAAUUAUUACAUCAGUAGUGGUAUGUCGGUGACAUUGAAAUCAUUUCCAAAUCGUAAAAAUGUUACCAGGGGUGAAAAUGGCGUGAGUUGUUGGGCAGCCGAGGAAUUAACAGACGGUGAUUCUAGCAAGUGUCGUUUCACUUGGAUCCUUAAUACCAAUCUAAAAGGUUGGCUACCUCAAAAAGUUGUGGACAGAUCGUUAUCCACAGCCUUAGUAGAUUUUAUGUCAUAUUUGAGAAAGUAUUUGGACGAGUAUCAGAGACACGCUAAUACGUAAAAGUAUCACAAGUUUGUGUUGUCCUAUUGAAAAAGAGUUUAUCAUGACAAUUAUGUGUUAUAUGAACGGACGAACAAAUUAAUAAUCAUUCGUGUAUGUAUGGAAACAUCGAAGAAAAAAUCACAAAUCGACAUUUCACUUUCUCGAGGUACAUACAAAGAUAGCCUUUCUUCUAUACGCUUUGCAUUUUAUUCGAAAUGAAAUGAGGAAAAAAAAAACUAAAAAGGAAAAAAAAAGAAAGGAAAUAAUUAAUAAAAAAUAAGGUAAAAGAAAUGAGCGAUAAGUUCUAUUUAAGAAAGGUGAGCGAGUUCAAAAGGAGUAGAGAGGGAUGACGAGAGAGAGAGAGGGAGGGAGAGAGUUCGAGGAACGUGGUGCCGAAGUGUUCUAUUACGAAAAAAAAAAAAAAAAAUAUCUUUACUAAUAUAUUUUAUUCUUCGUUAUAAUUUCUGCUUCAUCGAUUCAUCAAAUUUGGCGUGUUUCAUUGAUAAACCAUAAGAUGCAGUAGGAACGAGUUAAUAAUCGAUAAGAUAAUAUUAAUCAUCUCUAAGCGGAAUUCGUGAUAUUCUUAACAAUGUAAAUAUAUUGACUUUUAUGUAUAA